Molecule: messenger RNA, 3770 nt
Organism: Gryllus bimaculatus (two-spotted cricket)
Lineage: Eukaryota; Metazoa; Arthropoda; Insecta; Orthoptera; Gryllidae
Source: the annotation of a GenBank genome assembly
AUAACUGUGUCCCAACAGAUUCUGUUAAUGUGCCGUAUAUUUUAAUCGGAGACGAAUCGACUAUUACUCUCUGGCGGGAAAGAGUGGGAUACGGAUAGGCCGGGGUAAGGACCAAGGAAUUGUGAGAACGGAGCAGUUUGGAAUGUCAACUAUGUAGAUGAACAAGUAUUAUAGACGACGGCAUUGCUUAAGAAGAGGGAGAAUAUGUUGAGAACGCAUCGUGUAUUUGCUGACACUAAAAUUUCGAUAGUUGUACCAGAAUACUCUUGUUGCACCAUUUUAGCGCGGAAUACAGUUUGUGAAUUAAAUCAGCUUCAAUUCUCUGAAAAUAAUAUAAUAAAAAGUUGAGAAGUGCUUACAAGUGGUAUUGAUACAUUUCAAUCAUGCCAGAAGUGAUCAUUAGAGGUAUUCCUAUCAAUUUUCCAUUUGAACCUUACAAUGUGCAAAUUGCAUAUAUGGAGAAAGUGAUCAGCUGUUUAGAGGCAGGUGGAAAUGGAGUUCUUGAAUCCCCUACUGGGACUGGUAAAACUCUUAGUUUGCUCUGUGCUUCUUGUGCUUGGCUAACUCACAGAAAAGCUCAAAUGCAAGCUCAGUUACUUUCAAAAGUAUCUGACAUAGGUUGUAGUGAAACACUUAAAGAAUUAAAUUCAACCCUGGCAGGAAAUAAUGGUGACAAACUUGAAGGAAUGGGUCUUGCUCAAAAUCAACUUAGUCUUUUAUUUCGUGCUCCAAAGAUAAUUUAUGCAUCUCGCACACAUUCUCAACUUACUCAAGCAGUUCAAGAAUUGAAAAGAACUUCAUACAAAUAUAUGAAAGUAUCUGUUCUUGGGUCACGAGAUCAAAUGUGUAUCCAUCCAGAAGUGUCAAAAGAAGAAAGCAAUGCAAUGAAGACUGUUUUAUGCAGAGUAAAAACAAAAUCAAAAACAUGCCAUUUUCACAAUAAUGUUGAUAAGAAGAAAGAAGAAGUCCUAGGGAUUCAAGAUAUCAUUGACAUUGAAGACUUGGUGAAAUUAGGCCGCAAACUGCAAUAUUGUCCGUAUUAUAUGUCCAGGGAAUUCAAUACUGCAGCUGAUAUAACUUUCAUGCCAUACAACUAUUUGCUGGAUCCAAAAACCAGAAAAAAUUUAGGUCUUGAACUUGCUAAUUCCGUUAUUAUUUUGGAUGAAGCACACAAUAUUGAGAAAGUUUGUGAAGAGUCGGUGUCACACUCUCUUAGUAAUACUGAUAUUGCAAUGUGUAUUGAGGAAAUAUCCCAGGUUAUGAAGAAUUUAGUUGAAAGGCAAGAAAGUGGAUUUAGUUUAAUUGAUGAUGAAUCACAACCUCCUGAUUUCACUGCAGAUGACCUGACUUUGCUUAAAAUACUGUUUUUAGAACUUGAAAAAGCAGUUGAUGACUUGCCUCCUGGAUCAACAUAUCCUGGAAACUUUAUGUUUGAAUUAUUGCAGAAGGCAGAUUUGACACCUGGAAAAAGAAAUUUAGUUAUUGAGGCUUUGAACAAGAUUGUUACUUAUUUGUCCACAACUGGCUCCUCCCCAUUUCAACGUAAAGGUUCAGCAUUGCAAAAGUUCACUGAUUUAAUGUCACUUGUCUUCCGAUAUGAACAAGAUUGCCCUUCUUAUACAGAGCAGCUGAAAAUCUCCUAUAAGGUUCAUGUUAGCAUGGAUGAAGAUAAUAAAAAGAAGGCGAACUCUUGGUCAGUAUCAAGAGCUCCCCAAGGAAAAAUCGUCAACUUCUGGUGUUUCAGCCCUCAAUUUGGAAUAGGUCACCUUGUAGCAGAAGAUAUUCAUUGCUUAAUUUUAACCAGUGGAACAUUAUCACCUUUGGAGUCUUUCAUCUCAGAGUUAGGGAUAAAAGUUAGAGAAACCCUCGAAAAUCCUCAUAUUGUUGGUGAUAAACAGGUUCGGGUGGCCAUUCUUAAGAAAGGUCCAGAUGGUUGUGAAUUGAACUCAUCUUUCAAUACUCGAAACAAUCCAAAUUAUUUAUCAUCAUUGGGACGCACAUUAGUGAACUUAAGUUAUGUUAUUCCUGAUGGUGUUUUGGUAUUUUUUCCAUCGUAUGGUUUUAUGAAAAUCUGUCAAGAAAGUUGGCAGCUGAGCGGGGUUUGGUCUCAAAUUGAAAAAAAUAAGCCAAUAUUUGUGGAACCCCGUACAAAAAAUGAAUUAAGUGAAAUUAUGGAUGGUUAUUACAGCAAAAUUCAAGAUCCUGCCACUAGAGGAGCCUGCUUUAUGGCUGUUACAAGAGGAAAAGUUUCUGAAGGUUUAGAUUUUGCAGAUUUUAAUGGUCGAGCUGUGGUUAUUACAGGGUUGCCAUAUCCACCUUUUAAGGAUCCUCGAGUCGAACUGAAGAAGAAGUAUCUCAAUGAAAUACAGCAGAGUGGUAAAAAGACUAUAAGUGGAAUGCAAUGGUAUAUGUUAGAAGCUACCAAAGCUGUCAACCAGGCAGUUGGCAGAGUUAUUCGUCAUUCAACUGAUUAUGGACUUAUCUUGUUAUGUGAUGCUCGAUUUGAUAGUCCAUCUAUUACUGGUCAGUUGUCAUCUUGGUUACGGACCCGAAUAAAAAGAUACACAGAAUUUGGACCUUUAGUGAAGACAAUUCGUGAAUUUUUUCGAACUGCCGAGAAAGAGUUACCUGCCCCUAAAGGGAAGCCACCUCCAUCUUCAAGUAUUUCAUUUCCUAGUUUCUCUGGGCCUGGAACGUUUGAUGUUGUUACAUCCGGGCAGAAAAGAACUUAUUCACAGACAAAAGACAAUGAUACAUCCAUGAGUUGGUCACGUGAAGAUUACUUAAAACCUGAUGACAAAAAUGAAACUGCAGAAAGCACUAUAGGAUCAUCGGAGCAGAGUUCUGUAGGAGUCUUAGGCGCUUUAGAGAAGCCUACGACAAUUAUUGAUUUCAAUGAAACUUUUGUUCCAUCACCCAGUACAACAAAAUCCUCUUCCAGUGCAAUAAGCAGUAGUGAACAACAACAGCAGCAGCAGCAGAAGAAACGGAAAUUGAAGAUUGUUCCUUUGAAAUUUUUUAAUCCAGAUUCACAAAGUAGUUGUGCUUCAACUUCAGGAUUAUCUGAAACAUCAGCCAAACCAAAGGAAUCACUGGAGUCUAUUACUGAUUAUGUUAAACAAGUGAGAAAUAAGUUGGGCAAUGAUGCUUGUUCAAAACUUAAAAUUGCCUGUUCUGAUUAUAAAAAGAACGGUAAUUUAAAGGAUUUGCAUUUGGCUCUAAAAGCCAUAUUUCAUUCAGAGUCCUCUCACUCACUUCUAAAAGGAUAUGAACGUUUUGUUAAACGUGAACAUCGAGAACAAUUCAGAGAACUUAUUGCUUUAGAUGAAAUUCUUGGUGCUACUUGAAAACAAGAUAAAUUUCCAUCUUCAAGCAAAGAUAUUAAUGCAAUUGUUUAUCCAUAGUAAUGUAACUUCACAUGUCCCUAAAAGUUUUAUCCUGUGAUAUAAUAUGUUAUCCUGUGAUUCUUUUUUAUAACUUCAAUAAUAAAAAUGAAUAUUUGAUUCAAAAGGAAUCCUGGUAAAUUUCUUGUCCUAGAAAUGCAUGGGUGGGGUGUGAAAUUCUAAAGAGACUAUAAGAAAGCGAUUCCCUACAGAGGAUCGCAAGAUUGAUACAGUAACAUACACAUCUGAAGAUCACAUUAAGAAUUGGGGAAUGGGAACAGAGAGAGGAUUGUCUAAUAGGGCUAUCUCCAAAGUUACUUCGUAACUUUCUUGUAAAUGUAGUUUAGAGAAAGUUGUGUAAUUAACAUAUAAUUGAUGGAUGCGUAA